AUGGAAUGCAGCAGCUGUGAACGGUGUGAGGCAGCAGCAGAAAAACCCCGAGAUCGCAGUACAAAGACCAACACCAGCCGCAAAUGUGUUACAACAUGUGCCAACAUCCCACCAAGUGUUACAACAUGUGCCAACAUCCCACCAAGUGUUACAACAUGUGCCAACAUCCCACCAAGUGUUACAACAUGUGCCAACAUCCCACCAAGUGUUACAACAUGUGCCAACAUCCCACCAAGUGUUACAACAUGUGCCAACAUCCCACCAAGUGUUACAACAUGUGCCAACAUCCCACCAAGUGUUACAACAUGUGUCAACAUCCCACCAAGUGUUACAACAUGUGCCAACAUCCCACCAAGUGUUACAACAUGUGCCAACAUCCCACCAAGUGUUACAACAUGUGCCAACAUCCCACCAAGUGUUACAACAUGUGCCAACAUCCCACCAAGUGUUACAACAUGUGCCAACAUCCCACCAAGUGUUACAACAUGUGCCAACAUCCCACCAAGUGUUACAACAUGUGCCAACAUCCCACCAAGUGUUACAACAUGUGCCAACAUCCCACCAAGUGUUACAACAUGUGCCAACAUCCCACCAAGUGUUACAACAUGUGCCAACAUCCCACCAAGUGUUACAACAUGUGCCAACAUCCCACCAAGUGUUACAACAUGUGCCAACAUCCCACCAAGUGUUACAACAUGUGCCAAAAUAACCAUAUACUAUUGUAUUCCAAUUCUUUCAACACUUCUCUCUUUUUGA
Molecule: messenger RNA, 756 nt
Organism: Procambarus clarkii (red swamp crayfish)
Lineage: Eukaryota; Metazoa; Arthropoda; Malacostraca; Decapoda; Cambaridae
Source: RefSeq, a predicted model, not a curated record